AUGGGGUUUGGCUGUGAGCUCUUAGGUAAUUUUGACAUGCCAAGUUUGUUUAAAGAAGGUGAGAUAAUGAUAGGGGGGAUUUUCCCAGUUUUCAACAAGGAUGUCAGCAACAUUGCUACAUUUGACGGGGAACCUCCUCCUCCUGUGAUGUGUGCUCUGUUUGACCUUCGGGCUUUUCGAUGGGCACAAAUGAUGAUAUUUGCAAUAGAAGAGAUCAACACAGAUCCUGCUCUCCUGCCUAACAUCUCUCUGGGUUACAGAAUUCUCAAUUCCUGUUCGUCUCCUACAAAUACUUUACGAGCUGCACUAACGCUGGCAAGUAGUCAAAAUGAAAAAGAAACAGCUUCUGGCUGUUCCCCAGCUGUAUCUGCGGUAAUCGCGGAGGCAGGAUCUUCCCAGUCCCUGGCGGUCGCUGGAAUUAUUGGACCUUUUCAAGUCCCAGUCGUGAGUUACUUCUCAACAUGUGCCUGUCUCAGUAACAGAGCUAAAUAUCCAACUUUUUUCCGAACAAUUCCCAGCGACUACUUCCAGGCCAAAGCCUUGGCAGCUCUGGUCAAGCACUUUGGUUGGGAGUGGAUUGGAGCCAUACAGUCAGACAACGACUAUGGACGAAACGGGGUUCUGGCUUUUAAAGAGGAAGUGAAAAAGUUUGGGAUUUGCAUUGCUUUUGUUGGGACAGUUCUUCGAACGUACCCUCAGGAAAAGAUCCUGAAAGUUGUAGAAAUGAUCAAACAAUCAACUGUCAAAGUCAUCCUGGCUUUUACGCCAGAGGGUGACUUUUACCCUUUGAUGAGAGAGAUAGUGAAGCAGAACAUCACAGGAAUCCAGUGGAUUGCCAGUGAAGCAUGGAUAACAGCUGCACGGCCCUCCACACCUGAAAUGUACCAAGCUUUCGGCGGAGCAUUGGGAUUUGUCGUUCAGAAGAUGAACAUCCCAAAUCUAUAUCCAUUUCUUAUGAAUAUUAACCCUUACAGAGAUCCAAGUGAGCCUUUUGUGAAGGAUUUUUGGGAGACAAUGGUUGGCUGUAAACCUUCUUCAAAUGUAUCGGACACUGGUGCAGCUAAAAUAUGCGCAGGCAAUGAGACGUUGAUGGAUCACACCCAGGAUGUGUUCUUCAAUGUCUCACAGCUCAGAGUGACCUACAACGUGUACAAAGCUGUUUAUGCUAUUGCACAUGCUCUUCACCAGCUGGUGUUCUGCCGACCAGCAGGAGAAAAAAAUGUGAAGCCAUGUUUGAAUGUAUCUGAAAUUCAUCCAAAAGAGGUUACCCAUCACCUGCAAAGAGUAAACUUCAGGAACCAGUUUGGAGACGAUGUGUUUUUUGACCAGAACGGCAAUCCGCCUGCUUCCUACGACGUCAUUAACUGGCAGCUCAGAAACGGGCAGGUUGAGCAUGUGACCCUGGGUCACUUUACAUCCACUAAAAACGGAGAGUACAGACUAAGCAUAGAGGAAGACAAAAUAGUGUGGAGGGCAGGACAGAUGGUCCCAACAUCAGUGUGCUCAAAUGCUUGUCUAGCAGGAACCAGGAAGGCUCAGAUUAAGGGGCAACCAGUGUGUUGUUUUGAUUGCAUUCCAUGUGCAGAAGGAUCUAUCACCAACUCAACAGGUGCAACAGAGUGCACAACCUGUCCACAGGAAUACUGGUCCAAUGAUAAACGAAACGAGUGCAUUCCAAAGACGGUUGAGUUUCUGGCGUAUCAUGAGCCCAUGGGAGUGGCGCUCACAGUCGUGGCCUUGCUAGGCGCCUCCCUGUCUCUGCUCACGAUGAUCGUUUUUAUCCACUACAGAGAAACUCCUGUAAUAAAAGCCAGCAACUCCGAGCUGAGCUUCUUCUUGCUGCUUUCUCUCUUCCUGUGCUUUCUCUGCCCUCUCACCUUCAUCGGUAGGCCCACAGUCUGGACCUGCAUGCUGCGCCACACCGCUUUCGGAGUGACAUUUGCACUUUGCAUUUCCUGUAUUCUGGGAAAAACCAUUGUGGUUGUAACUGCCUUUAAAGCCACACAUCCCAGUAAUAAAGUCGCAGUAAAGUUUGGUCCCACACAGCAAAGGAUCAUCGUUUGCUCCUGCACUUUAAUCCAAGUAGUGAUUUGCAUAUUGUGGCUUAAGUUAAAUCCCCCCUUGCCAGAUCGGGUUUUUAAAUACAGCAACAAGAAGAUCGUGUUGGAAUGCAACACGGGGUCAGAGGUCGCUUUCUAUGUGGUUUUGGGUUACAUAGGCUUUCUAGCAGUGGUGUGUUUGGUUCUUGCAUUUUUAGCGAGAAAACUGCCUGAUAAUUUUAACGAAGCCAAGUUUAUCACAUUCAGCAUGCUGAUAUUCUGCGCCGUCUGGAUCACUUUUAUCCCGGCGUAUGUCAGCUCUCCUGGAAAGUUCACAGUAGCUGUGGAGAUAUUUGCAAUCCUGUCAUCGGCAUUUGGUUUAUUAAUAAGUAUUUUUGCACCUAAAUGUUACAUAAUCAUAAUAAAACCAGAGAAAAACACAAGGAAACAUGUCAUGGGGAAAAAUUAA
Molecule: messenger RNA, 2508 nt
Organism: Xiphophorus couchianus (Monterrey platyfish)
Lineage: Eukaryota; Metazoa; Chordata; Actinopteri; Cyprinodontiformes; Poeciliidae
Gene: olfcn1
Product: olfactory receptor C family, n1
Exons: 7
Coding region: 1-2508 (835 amino acids)
Biological process (GO): G protein-coupled receptor signaling pathway
Cellular component (GO): plasma membrane
Molecular function (GO): G protein-coupled receptor activity
Source: RefSeq, a predicted model, not a curated record